Messenger RNA from Cantharellus anzutake, 384 nucleotides. RefSeq names its product Isochorismatase-like protein. The transcript has 4 exons. The coding region runs from base 1 to 384 and encodes 127 amino acids. The record is from RefSeq and is a predicted model, not a curated record. NCBI's taxonomy places the organism in Eukaryota, Fungi, Basidiomycota, Agaricomycetes, Cantharellales, Hydnaceae.
AUGCUCAUCCCUGAAGUGAAGGAGGUUGUUCGACCAGGAGACGCUCCUACCGGUCGCCUGGCCGUCAUCGUCGGGAUCGAGUCCCACAUCUGCGUCCUCCAAACCGCCCUCGAGCUUCUCAAGCUUCGCGAAGAAGUGGUCGUCAUCGCUGAUGGUGUUUCAAGUUGUAAUCCCGAAGAAGUCCCUAUCGCUCUCGCGACGAUUCGUCAAGCCGGUGGCGUAGUCCUCACUUCCGAAUCAUUUCUGUACAUGAGCAUGGGCGAUGCCGCAUCCCCAUCGUUCAAAGCUUUGUCAAAGUUGGUAAAAGAGACGAAGGACGAAACUCGCGAGACUUUGAAGGCGCUCCUCCCUGUUCCGCAGUCUCCUCAAGCACCAAAACUGUAA